AUGACCUUGGGCACCCCCAGGAGGGGCCUUCUGAUGUUGCUGAUGGCCUUGGGCCUGACCCAGAGCGACCCUGUGACCUGCACGUGUAAGAACCCACAUUGCAAGGGGCCGACCUGCCGUGGGGCCUGGUGCACAGUAGUGCUGGUGCGGGAGGAGGGCAGGCAUCCCCAGGAACUUCGGGGCUGCAGCAGCCAACACCAGGAGCUCUGCAGGGGGCGCCCCACGGAGUUCCUCAACCACUACUGUUGCUACAGCAACUUGUGCAACCACAACGUGUCCCUGGUGCUGCACGGUAUGUCUACCCCUUCGGAGCAGCCUCAAGUAGUGAGCCAACUGCCUCUGGUCCUGGGCCCCGUGCUGGCUUUGCUGGCCCUGGUGGCCCUGGGUGCCCUGGGCCUGUGGCAUGUCCGACGAAGGCAAGAAAAGCAUCGGAGUUUGCACAACGAGCUAGGCGAGUCCAGCAUCAUGCUGAAGGCAUCUGAGCAAGGGGACAGCAUGCUUGGGGACCUGCUGGAUAGUGACUGCACCACCGGCAGUGGCUCCGGGCUUCCUUUCCUGGUGCAGAGGACAGUGGCGCGGCAGGUCGCCCUGGUGGAGUGCGUAGGAAAGGGCCGCUAUGGCGAGGUGUGGCGGGGCCUGUGGCACGGUGAGAGUGUGGCUGUCAAGAUCUUCUCAUCCAGGGACGAGCAGUCCUGGUUCCGGGAGACAGAGAUUUACAACACAGUGCUGCUCAGACACGACAACAUUCUAGGCUUCAUUGCCUCAGAUAUGACCUCCCGUAACUCCAGCACGCAGCUGUGGCUCAUCACGCACUACCAUGAGCACGGCUCGCUAUAUGAUUUUCUGCAAAGACAGACCCUGGAACCCCAGCUGGCCCUGCAGCUAGCCGUGUCCGCGGCCUGUGGUCUUGCUCAUCUGCACGUGGAGAUCUUCGGCACGCAGGGUAAACCGGCUAUAGCCCACCGCGACCUCAAGAGUCGUAAUGUGCUGGUCAAGAGCAACCUACAGUGCUGCAUCGCAGACCUGGGUCUGGCCGUGAUGCACUCCCAGGGUAGUGACUACCUGGACAUCGGCAACAACCCACGAGUGGGCACCAAGCGGUACAUGGCACCUGAGGUGCUGGAUGAGCAGAUCCGCACUGACUGCUUCGAGUCUUACAAGUGGACUGACAUCUGGGCCUUUGGCCUGGUGCUGUGGGAGAUCACCCGCCGGACCAUUGUCAAUGGCAUCGUGGAGGACUACAGACCACCCUUCUAUGAUGCGGUGCCCAAUGAUCCCAGCUUUGAGGACAUGAAGAAGGUGGUGUGUGUUGACCAGCAGACCCCCACUAUCCCCAACCGACUGGCUGCAGACCCAGUCCUUUCAGGCCUGGCUCAGAUGAUGCGUGAGUGCUGGUACCCCAACCCUUCGGCCCGCCUCACCGCGCUGCGGAUCAAGAAGACACUCCAGAGACUCUGCAGCCGCCCGGAAAAGCCCAAAAUGAUUCCCUAG
Molecule: messenger RNA, 1491 nt
Organism: Chrysochloris asiatica (Cape golden mole)
Lineage: Eukaryota; Metazoa; Chordata; Mammalia; Afrosoricida; Chrysochloridae
Gene: ACVRL1
Product: activin A receptor type II-like 1
Exons: 9
Coding region: 1-1491 (496 amino acids)
Biological process (GO): transforming growth factor beta receptor signaling pathway; protein phosphorylation; angiogenesis
Cellular component (GO): BMP receptor complex; plasma membrane
Molecular function (GO): SMAD binding; transforming growth factor beta receptor activity, type I; ATP binding
Source: RefSeq, a predicted model, not a curated record